GAGACGGACUGGACACCAGCGAUCACACACACACUCACACACUCAUCGCCUGCUUAGAACAUCGACUAUCUGACUUGGCCAUGGAGCCCACCUUUACGGCGCGCUCGCUGUGGACUAACGACAGCAAAUUUCUUCAUCAUCAUGCCACGGAUUUGUUCACCAGUGUCCAAGUCACCCAGGACAUCCCGGCUGGAGCGUCUUUCGGACCUUGUCUUCUCCAUAAUACAUUCUAUGACACUAUAGCUUUCAUCGCCCUGAAGUCGUUUGACAAGAGAGAGAAAUCCUACGUGUUUAGGGUAGAUCCUGAGGCUAUGAAGAGCUCUCCGUUAGUGGUGCCCUGGCUGAGACUAGUGCAAGCCGCCAUGAACACGGCCGAGCAGAACACCGAGGCUUUUCUGAAGGCAGGACAGCUGUAUUUUCGGACUACUCGCCCCGUGAGGAGAGGAGAGGAGCUGUUCGUGUGGUAUGAUGAGGAGCUCUCUCAUCUCCUGGGCCUGAGCGACAUUAAACCACGAGCUGUAGCUGAUGGCUUGUCGUGCGGAAGGUGUGGUCAGGCCUUCAGGAAUGAAAACCCGUUCCUCGCUCACUGUCGCUUUCUGUGUGCUCAAGUCAAACCGGCGGUGAUGCGCGCGGACGCGGAGCAGAAGCGACAGCGCCGGGUCACCACCGACUUCCACAACAUCGCCCGAGAUCUGGAGCAUGGGGAGCAGAAGAAAGCCGAGGACGCGCUCACGUCGCGAAAACGAAAACACGACGAAGCCCCGAGCCCGCGGAGCAGAAAGCCCGUUUUAUUGGAGAAAACCAACCUCGACCACAGCAGCGACCACAGGCAUGGCCACGGCUCAGCGGAGCCCGGCGAGAAACUGGCCGGCCUCAGCGAGCCAGCUCCCGAGCUAAAGAGCGGCAAAAACAGCGCGUUCGCGGAGAUUAAGAAAGCAGCGGAGCUGUGUGUGGAUGUAAGGAGGGAAAACCCGUCUGUGUCGAGUUACCGCGCGGAGGUGGUGGCAGACGCGGCCCUUCAGUCCGAAUCGAGCGCCUUCUCCUUCGUACUGCCCGGCAGUGCGCAUGCGCAACAGAAGAGCGCCUUCUGCAAACCCCAUAAGCGCGCCGCUACUGAAGGCCUGCAGCAUCCGGGGCCUCCUCUGUGCAGCCCGCACGAGCUGCUGGACGACGUCUCAGAAUCGUUCAGCUCUAAGAGCGCCGUGGGCUACAGAAACCUUCUGGCCUCUCACUUGUUUCAGGCUGACCCGGCCGGCGUCCAGACCGUGGCCGCCGCUCCGCUCCUCUACGCGCCGGAGCAGUGGAGCGGAGGUGUGAGCGGUCAGCUGCGCGCCGCCUCCUCCCUCACUCUUCUGCCCGCCACCUUCGGCUCGCUGCAGGGCGUCUCCGUGCAGAACUGGUGCGCCAAGUGCAACCUCUCCUUCCGCAUGACCUCCGACUUGGUGCUGCACAUGAGGAGCCACCACAAGAAGGAGUUCGCUGCCGAGUCUCAGGCGCGCAGGAGGAGGGAGGAGAAACUCACGUGCCCCAUCUGCCACGAGUACUUCCGCGAGCGCCAUCACCUCUCACGACACAUGACUUCUCACAACUGAAGGACUAACAGGACUGUCGUGUAUUGGAAUGCAUUGCUACCUUUAAUGCGUGUUGUAUUGCACCACCAAUCCUGGUCCUGCAUAUCGACCACCCUGGACAGUGCAGAUGCAUCAUACCUGGCUCUAACGUCCGGAUGCUCCUGAAUACCUUCAUUACCUGGGUCAGGUGUGUUAGAUUAGGGGUGGAGCUAAACUCUGCAAGGUGGUAGAUCUUCAGGAGUAGGACUGGUCACUCCUGGUGUAGGCCAUAGGGGAGUAGCAGAAGCUAAAACUGCAGACAUGCGUGAUUGACUUAGGUCACCUAAGUAGAGAACCAAGGCGAAGCUGAUCUAGCUCACUUAAUUAGAGAACCAAGGCUAAGUAGGCCUAUAGAGAAACAAUAAGCACUUUUCUGGGGGGCUUUACUGCAAGGUAGUCUACAGCUCAUGUCCUCUGAGCAGUGAUGGCAUAGUGCAGAGGCAUGACUACUUGCUUGAGUCUUACAAGUCAUUGAUGAAUAUGACCAGGCCCUGCAAGGCCACUUGAGUGGUCUAGACAAGUGUUGCCCAACCAUGGUCCUUGAGACCUCCCUGUCCUGUUCAUCUUACUGUUCUUCCUGCUCUAAUAAACCCACUUCAGCUCCCACUUCAGGAGUUAAUAAUGAGCUGAUUUGGUGGAUCAGGUGUGUUGGGAGCAGAGAAAACACUAAAAUGUGCAGAGCAGGGAGGCUCCAGGACUGGUGUUGGGACACAACGGGCUAGACCAGAGGUCACCAGCUCUGGCACUGGAGAUCU
Colossoma macropomum (tambaqui) is the source of this 2365-nucleotide messenger RNA. It is a transcript of the gene znf488, whose product is annotated as PR domain containing 8. Gene Ontology annotation, biological process: regulation of DNA-templated transcription. Gene Ontology annotation, molecular function: protein binding. The record is from RefSeq and is a predicted model, not a curated record. Lineage: Eukaryota; Metazoa; Chordata; Actinopteri; Characiformes; Serrasalmidae. Gene Ontology annotation, cellular component: nucleus.